GUGCCUUGUGCCUUUGCGCGUCCCUCCCGCGUUAUUAUGAUGCAGCAGAGCGGUAUCAGGCGUAACCUCACGACUUGUGGAAGUUUUAUUAUUUUUGACGCAUCGCGAAUAUCUGCCGUGUAGAGUCGACUGAUCUGGAGCAGCACGACACGUCUCGCAAUGAAGUUUACAGAGGGUGAACAGGUUCUUGCUAAACAUCCAAAUACUUCUGAAUAUUAUAAAGGAAGGAUUCUCAAUAUUAGGGGUGAUCGAUACAAGAUACAAUUUGAAACAGGCACUGAGCAUAUGGUUAAAGAAAAUGACAUAAAGUAUGAGAGAGUAGGGAGAAGUACAAGCAGGAUCACGAAAAGUUCCUCAAGAUAUUCGCCUAGUAGGAAAUCGCCAAGUAGACGUUCGCCAAGUAGACGUUCGCCAAGUAGACGUUUACCAAGUAGACGUUCGCCAAAUAGACAAUCAGGUAAAUCGCCUGCGAGAUCGCCAACAAUUACAACUAGGAAGUUGCCUAUUCGUAACACGCGUCUCGCUAAGGUCUCUUUAUCGCGCAUAGAUGCUGAAAGUGAUAAAGUAAGCAAUCACAAAGAAGGAAGCAAUGUAAAAGUAUUGGCAGAGAGUUUAAUUGAAACAAUGCCUUUGCAACAUCGCUUGCAGAAGGAAAUAAUACGUAGGCCGACGUUUCUAAAAACUGAGCAAGAAUAUAAGGCAAUUACAUUAAUGAGAAAUAUUGAUAGAGCUGUUUCACUUCCGCUAGAAAAGAAAAGUUACAUACAUGAUUAUCCUUCAGCGGAAAAAGAAAGGGGAUAUUCGAUGCAAAGAGAUCAAGAUUUAAAACCUUUAUCGCAAGAUACUGAAAAAUGGGAAAAAGCAGUGAAACGUGAGAAAGAGAUUAAUAGAGUUGAUGAACCGCAAGAAUGGGGUGGAUGGAUUGGGACAUCUUUUCUUAUAUUUAUCUUACCAAUAUCUAUAAUCUUACCACAAUUCUUGUGCUCGAAAGGACAAUGCAAAUUUGCUCAUGUAGAACUUCCUAUUAAUUUGGAGUCUUACAUAAAUUUACAUGGAUUAUUGUCCUAUGUUGCAUUCUUAAUAUUCUUGGCUUGUAUUUCAAUUAUACCAAUUGGGAGAACUGUAGAUGGACAGCAGAGUAAAAUCGGGAUACUUCAAUAUCGCGUAAAUGGCUUUUUAUGUGCUAUGUUGACCAUAAUAGUACUCGGUUUAUGCAUGUAUAAAAAUAUUUUGGUCAGUGAUUAUAUUUUGGAUAAUAUCGUGCAGUUGUCAGUCAGUGGCUGGCUUAUGGGAACAUUUUUAGCGCUGGGAUUAUAUAUGAAAGCGGGAAAAGCUCCGAUUGCCAAUCUAAAUAUAUAUGCAUCAACUAAAAGCAAGAUAUAUAAUUUUUGGCAGGGUAGAGAAAUUAAUCCGCGAAUUGGUGCUUUGGAUAUUAAACUGUUGUUAAUACGAGCUUCUCUUAUUGGCACGUUGAUUGUGAACAUGGCUGUCAUAAUUAAAGUUGUUGGAGAUGUAAAAAGUCUAAAUAUCGAGCAACUUAAUGUAGCUACAUUGUUGGUUAUCUUAUUGCAACAAUUCUAUAUUGUAGAUGGAUUAAUAUUUGAAGCUACUAUUUUUACAUCCUUUGCUAUAAUGUACGAGGGAACUGGAUAUAUGACAUGCGUCAGUCAUUUGUUAUAUCCAUUCUUGACAACUCUUACGACAAGAUUUAUAUUAUAUCAAAAAAUAAAAUUUAACUAUUUUGCUGGGAUAUUUGUUUUAAGUUUUGUAAUGGGAUAUGCCUUGUACAGGACUAGUAAUUCGCGAAAAAAUGAAUUUAGAAAGAAUCCCGUUUCGCCGACAGUACCUUAUUUAGAAACCAUCCCGACGUCGCGUGGGAAGAAAUUGAUGCUGUCUGGUUUAUGGGGCCAUGUGAGGCAUCCCAAUUAUUUGGGUGAUAUUAUAAUGCAAUGGUCAAUCGCGAUUAUUAGUUUGAUGAGUGACAUAUUACCGUAUUACGCGGCGAUCUGCUGCACACUAACGCUGGCUUACAGAGCUGUAAGGGACAAUAGACGUUGUCAGAUGCGAUACGGAUAUGCAUGGGAGCAAUAUUGUUCUCGCGUGAAAUACAUGAUCUUGAAGCGUAUAUUUUAAAGCAAUAAAGUACAAGUAGCAAAGUACUUUUUAAAUAUCACAAAUUCUAUAUUACAGUUUUAUUUUUAGAGAUAUGCUCCGAAGGUACAUACGAUCAUUAUACAUUAUAAGAUCUCUAAAUGUGCAUUUUUAAAUAUUUUUAUGAGAUAUACAUAGAGUGAUAUAGUAAUAUUAUAACAUACACAAAUGUAGAAUUCGAUAAGAACCAAAAAUAUUUUGAGAUUUGUAAUAUUGAGAGAUUUUUCACAUUAGACAUAAAUAUGUUUACAAAAUGAAUCUCUAUAUAUAUGAUGACGCGCGAUAGAAAAGCGAGUAAAACAACAGUGCACGUUUUUGAUGAAGGGAAAGAAAGUUUAUGUAUUUGUAUUUAGAAAUAAGUAUAAAAGGUAUGAAAUAUUUUAUAAGAAUCUGUGCCUAUAAUUUAGAGCAUUAUAAAUUUACAAUACAAAUUAAUUAAGAAAUUUUAUACUUUUAUACAUAUACUUAAAUAUAUAUGUAAGUGUAUAAUUUUUUGUUCUGAAAUUAUGAUAAGCAACUUUAUUAGACAUAUCGUUUUUUAAUAAAAAAAAUAUAUAUAUGUGUAUAUAUAUAAUCGUCCAUAUUUUCUCGUGUUUGUAUUGUAUUCUAAUGCAGUGAAUUUCAACAAGAAUAUAAUCAUAUUUUUAAAU
This is a messenger RNA of Formica exsecta, 2801 nucleotides long. RefSeq names its product delta(14)-sterol reductase (gene LBR). The coding region runs from base 160 to 2133 and encodes 657 amino acids. The record is from RefSeq and is a predicted model, not a curated record. The transcript has 9 exons. Lineage: Eukaryota; Metazoa; Arthropoda; Insecta; Hymenoptera; Formicidae. Gene Ontology annotation, biological process: sterol biosynthetic process. Gene Ontology annotation, cellular component: nuclear inner membrane; endoplasmic reticulum membrane. Gene Ontology annotation, molecular function: oxidoreductase activity, acting on the CH-CH group of donors, NAD or NADP as acceptor.